AAGAAGCGACGAGAGCUACCCAAAGAGGUGACUCAGACCCUAAAGGCUUGGUUAAUGGAACACAAGCAACACCCAUAUCCUGACGAGACGGAAAAGAAGAUGCUUUGUGAAAAGACAGGCUUAACCAUGAACCAAAUAUCAAAUUGGAUGAUCAACGUGCGU
This is a messenger RNA of Cantharellus anzutake, 162 nucleotides long. RefSeq lists its product as uncharacterized. The annotation marks the transcript as partial. Gene Ontology annotation, biological process: regulation of transcription by RNA polymerase II. Gene Ontology annotation, molecular function: DNA-binding transcription factor activity, RNA polymerase II-specific; RNA polymerase II cis-regulatory region sequence-specific DNA binding. NCBI's taxonomy places the organism in Eukaryota, Fungi, Basidiomycota, Agaricomycetes, Cantharellales, Hydnaceae. The transcript has a single exon. The record is from RefSeq and is a predicted model, not a curated record.